AUGGAAGCGCCAGAACUGGACAGGGCCGAAAAUGAACCCCAAGCUGAGGAUUUCCGUUUGGGGGGUUCGUCCCCAGACGUGGGCUUCUACGAAGUCCGCGACAACCACACCCUAGAGUGGAAAGACGAAAGCACUGCGGCCAUACAUCGCCCACCAAGCGAUACAGCGGCACUCAUCACCGCCCACCACGGCGACACGGGCGCAAUGCUUCCCAAGGAUGUGUGGCCGAGGGUCGAUGUUCCUAUCUUUGAUCAAGAUGGUGAUGGGGCGGAGGGGACAUGUGCGCGAGUCACUGGCAUAAAACGCGUAAGCAGAUGGCAAUUGGACGAGUUGAACACCCGCAUCCAAAAGAUCGCGACCGAUCUCCGCCUGUCGGACUUUGCGAUCGACGUCAAGCUGCAGUUGCAUGAAGAAGAACGAGGCCCGAUGAGCAUAGCUGCAGGCAAUCGCAUAUUCGAUUCAGUGUUCUUGACUGAGGUACCAGACCAGCCCACAGAAAACAAGAACGUCAAAGAAUACGUGCACCCCCCAGCUCGGCUCGUCCGAACCGUCGAGCAAGCAUCCUUCCCCGGCCUCCCCAACGCCUCCCACCUCCUACCCCACGGCAUCUCCCCCCGCAAAACCCUCACCCGCGCCAUCUCCCAAGGCCACAACCUCGCGCCAACAGUCAACCGCCCGCGCUUCCGGGCCAAAAUCGCGUUGGAGCAGACGGAACAUAUUCUGUGUGAUUACUUCUGGUGGAUUUGGUUGGACCGGUUUCGGGGUGGUGGCGCGCCGGAAACGGCGAAGCCGAAUGGGUUGGAGAGGGAUGCGUCGUCGAUGAGGUGCAGCGAGCUUUCUCCUGCGGGUGAUGAUGAUGCUGAGGCGAAGGAAGCCAAGCUGAAGGAGACACAGAUCUGGGAGAAGGAGACGGAGAGUCUGAAAGACCAGCUGUUCGGCCGGAUCGCGCAGAACUAUGUCCAGAUCCUCUUGCAAACCGCCUCUAGAGACCGUGACGAGCUCAGCUUCCUCUACACAAAUCUAAUAAGCCAAUCCACCACCCUCGCCUUCACCGACUGCUUCCCGGACUCCCUCCCCAACUUCGACCCCGCCUUCGCCGUCUCCAUCGCCGACGUACUGUCGGAAUGGAUCGUGGGCAUGCGGCCGACGUUUGCGAGCGGGUGGACGCAAGGGGUGCGGUCGGCCCGGUUGAACAAGUCGACCGUGAACAAGGAGGGCCGGAAGGAUCAGGAGCAAAACUUCCUGGAUCUGAUGAGCGGCGCCGACACCGCGCAAGACAACCCCAAAGGCGCUCUCACAUCACUGCCCUCAGCCCACCCCAACACCCUGCCCGUCACCCGCCGGGUCCUCUUCGACGCCAACGCGACGACCUCGAUCAUCUCCCGCUACGUCGGCAAAUCCGAACGCCGCACCCUCCCCAUCCACCGCACCGAGGUCCUGCGCUCCCCCCCGCCGCCGCCCGACUCCCCGACGUACCGCUCCCUCAUCGCCGACUCGGUGAGGCGCAGCAGGAUGCUGCAGAGGGGGUGGAGGGCGAGCAUGGAGGAGGCCGCGAGGGAACGGAUGAGGUUGGUGCAGGGGUUGAAUGAGCAGUUGGCUAGGGAGAGGAGGAGGAUUCGAGGGAUUUUGGCUAGGCCGGAGCAUGUAAGGGAUCUUGCGGACAGGAUUAUGGAUGAUAUGACUGGGCAGAGCGAGGGGAUUGUGGACCAUGCAUAA
Molecule: messenger RNA, 1716 nt
Organism: Fimicolochytrium jonesii
Lineage: Eukaryota; Fungi; Chytridiomycota; Chytridiomycetes; Spizellomycetales; Powellomycetaceae
Exons: 9
Coding region: 1-1716 (571 amino acids)
Source: RefSeq, a predicted model, not a curated record